Molecule: messenger RNA, 2448 nt
Organism: Chiloscyllium plagiosum (whitespotted bambooshark)
Lineage: Eukaryota; Metazoa; Chordata; Chondrichthyes; Orectolobiformes; Hemiscylliidae
Product: N-acetyllactosaminide alpha-1,3-galactosyltransferase-like
Biological process (GO): carbohydrate metabolic process
Cellular component (GO): vesicle; membrane; Golgi apparatus
Molecular function (GO): hexosyltransferase activity
Source: RefSeq, a predicted model, not a curated record
UUCAUUUCAGUCACGAGGUCGACAUUUUUUGGAGGAGAACAAACCUCAAACAAAAACUCGCAACAUAAUCGUUUCUUUUUUUAAAAAAAAUUGAUUGCUGUUCUGUGUUCGCUGCUGUUAAUUCCUUCCACAGAGAUACAUGCCCUUUAAUCGUAAAAGCCGAGGAUAUUCUCUCCUAGUUAUGAAUCUAUCAACACUGCCUGUAGGCUGAAUAGUGUCUAACAGAUCGGUGUAGUUGGAUUUUGAUGAGCUCUCCCAACUGGGUGAAUUCACAAUCAAACUUCUGCUUCAACUCUGCACAACUGGAGGCAACAGUUCAGAAAGUGGAAAGGCUGCAAGGUAGACUGAUCUUAUUUCAAGAGGGAUCUGUAUGUUUUUAAAACUAAAACUCCCUUUAAUGGCUCCAAGGUGGUUCUCCCGUGUAAAAUACCUGGUGAUGAAAUGGAAAUUCAUUUUAUUAUUCCUCACGAUCUUCGUCAUCAAUCCAGAAUUGGGCCUCGUUUUCUUCAGGUUUAUGGAAGGGCUUCUUCCCAUGGAUAUGUGCCAUUUGCCUAAGGGAUUUAAAUUAAAACCUGGAAACCAUGUGGACAAUGACCUGGAUUAUUGGAGCAGAACUGAUGUUCAGACCUGUACAAAAUGGAAAGCUCCGAUCCUUUGGGAUGGGACCUUCAAUCCCACGUAUUAUGAUGAAAUGUACAAGAAUCAAAAUAUUGUUAUUGGUCUCACAGUCUUUGCAGUUGGCAAAUACCUGGACCUGUACUUGGAGACUUUCCUGGUGUCGGCUGAUGAACAUUUCAUGCCAGGAUUCUCAGUCAUAUAUUAUGUAUUCGUAGAUGACUUGCUGAAGUUUGAAAGGUUGAAUCUACGACCGAGUGCCAGACGCAAGGUCAAGACCUUCCAGGUUAAAGUGCACAAGCGUUGGCAGGACAUUUCAAUGUCUCGCAUGGAGACUAUCAGCAAGCUCAUUGAGGAUCAUGUCCGGCACGAAGCCAGUCACGUAUUCUGCUUCGAUGUGGAUCAGCGAUUCCAAGGACGCUUCGGCACAGAGACACUCAGCGAGUCGGUGGCUGUCCUGCAUGCCUGGUACUACCGGAGGCCAAAGUUUUUGUACAGUUAUGACCACAACCCCCAAUCGGCAGCUUACCUGGGCACCAAGGGGGAUUUCUAUUACCAUGCCGCCGUGUUUGGUGGGACUUGGCAGAGCGUCAGGAACCUGACUGAAAGCUGCUCCCGGGGAAUCCUGCGGGACAAGCAGAAAAACGUGGAGGCCGUUUGGCAUGACGAGAGCCACCUCAACAAAUACUUCUGGCUGCAUAAACCCACUAAGGUCCUGUCACCAGAAUACUGCUGGGACCGCAAGAUCGGAUGGCGACGGGAUAUCCAUGUGGUCCGAAUGUUGUGGUCCGUAAAAGAGUACGACAUCAGUCGGCAAACAGACUGAAUGUUUGGAAAGGAGUUUCUGUUGAUUUUUUUAAAAUUGUGGAUGCCUUGAGAUCAGGGAAUGAUGAGAGAGGGCAGUGCAUUUGCCCUGUUCUCUCUCGCUCUCUCUCGCUCUCACUCUCUCUCUCUCUCUCUCAAACACGUACAGUAUGGGUUAGGUACAUGAUGUACUGGUCCCAAAAUAUGCCUUAACCUCGUGAUCGCAGGAGAUGGUUUAUUAUUUUAGCCAUUGUGACAUUUGCCCCUCCAGGCAAGAGCUGGGUCACCCGGGACACCUUAUGGGUCCGCUGACACUGCCCUACACCCUCGGCCUCAGCUGGUGGUCAGAUUGUCAUCCAUUCUUGGCUCUGACUUUACGCCUCCAAGGGUGAAAAGAUAUAGUGGAGAUAGAUGGCUGUUCUUCAGGAUUAUAGUACUGAAGGGGUACAUGAGCUGUUCAAGAUGAAGUUGAAAGGCAAGUUUAGAAAGUGUUUGGAACAAGAGGAAAGCUUACAUUAGAAUCAAUAGCCUGGGGACUCACUGAAGGGCUAAUAUCCAGCUACCACUUAUUUAAGGAGACUGUGCAUUCUAUGGAUAGUGAUUGACCUCUUACACAAUGACUGGCUGAUUUUGAGAGUAAACUAGCUGCUGUUAGGUAUAUUACUUUUACUGAUCGCUGUUUGAAACACAUUGAGAUGCUUCGAGCAAUCAAAAUGAAAGAGGACAAGGGCCUUUCAGCUGACUGUCGAAGUCAAGCUUCUUGAAAUCAACUACUUACCUGCGAACCUCUGUGCUACUGUACCCACUGUAGCAGCCGCAAGGUCCCACUGGCAUUGUGCACUCAAAAACUGAUCCAUAUAUCUUUUUAAAUUUUUAUUUUUUAACUUGCUUCUUAUUUCUCUGUGUACAUGUUUUGUGUUUUCAUUCCUUUUCACUUUUAAUGACUAAUAAACUCAUUCUUCCAUUAAAAAUAUUUACAAGGAUGUUGCUGGGGUUGGAGGAUUUGAGUUGUAGGGAGAGGCUGAAUGG